Molecule: messenger RNA, 2031 nt
Organism: Zasmidium cellare ATCC 36951
Lineage: Eukaryota; Fungi; Ascomycota; Dothideomycetes; Mycosphaerellales; Mycosphaerellaceae
Exons: 2
Coding region: 1-2031 (676 amino acids)
Molecular function (GO): protein binding
Source: RefSeq, a predicted model, not a curated record
AUGGCGACACAACCGGCAGACAAGCUAUUGCAGCGACCUCUAUACAUAUUCGAUCUCCCCGAAGAGAUCCUCUACACCUUGCAGCUCAAGGUGCAGCCUACCGCAGCGCCAGAACCACCAUCACCGCGGCCCUCUACACCUUCGCUCAACGGCGAGGACAAACAAGAAAGCGCACCAUCUUCUGCGACAUCAUGCGGCCUCUGUGGCCUGAACUUCCCAAACCUACUCGAGCAAAGGAGCCAUGUCCGAUCAGAUCUCCAUGGCUACAACCUCAAGCAGAAGAUGCGCGGGAAGAAGGCUGUAGAUGAGGCGGAAUUUGAGAGACUAGUAGGGCAAUUGGAUGAGAGCAUUUCAGGUUCAGAUACAUCAGAAUCAGAAGAUGAUGAGGACGAUGAGCUGGGUGGGAAGUCCAAGCAGAAAGAUUCGACCUUGAGCGCUUUGUUGAAGAGACAGGCCAAAAUAACAGACGGAGACGCAGAUGAUGCGCCUACGAAGAAACGCAAACGAGGGGCUGGCAAACCUCCCGUGUUAUGGUUCUCGACCCCGAAGCUCCCAUCGAAUACUUCGUUGGGCGCAUACAGAGCAAUCUUCUCGCAAGCAGAGCAAGAUGAUGAGGAAAAACUUGUCGAGACCAUCAAACGGAAGCAACUAGCCCCAAAGCCACCACCGAAUCCUCUACAGCAGAAGAAGGCAGAACAGGAGGAAGAUGGAGGUGUGCCUCUACCAGCAUCAAUGAUUCAGAAAGAGACCAGCGCAUCCGGACCACACUACUUUUUGUGCAUGAUUGGUGGAGGACACUUCGCGGGAAUGCUGGUAUCGGUCACGCCAAAGUUGACCAAGAAGGCUGGCGUGGAGGACCGAACCGCCACUGUAAUCGCACACAAGACUUUCCAUCGCUACACGACUCGUCGAAAGCAGGGUGGUUCACAAUCCGCAAACGACAACUCCAAGGGCAAUGCACACUCGGCAGGAUCCAGUCUCAGACGAUACAAUGAAACCGCCUUGAUAGAAGAAGUCCGUGCUCUUCUGACAGAAUGGAAAGACUGGAUCGACAGUGCCGAGCUCCUCUUCAUCCGAGCGACAGGGAGCACGAAUCGCAGAACCCUCUUCGGCCCAUACGAAGGCCAGGUCCUCAACCACAAGGAUGACAGACUACGAGGCUUCCCAUUCAACACCCGCCGCGCCACACAAUCCGAGCUGAUGCGCGCCUUCGUCGAACUAACCAGAAUGAAAGUCAGCACCAUCGACGAAGCAACCCUAGCCAAACAAGCCGAAGAAGCCGCAUCGGCAAAAUCAGAAACCACCACCACCACCCCCAACGGCACCAAACCCACCACGCCCAACCCCCCCAAACCCUCCAAAGCCGACGAAGAAGCCACCCUCCACACCACCCAACUCCAAGCCCUCAUCCGCCGCUCCAAAGCCCCCGCCCUACUCGCCUACCUCCAAACCAACACCCUCGACCCCAACUUCCCCUUCUUCCCGCCCGAACAAAACCACCACGCCCCGACCCCCCUCCACCUCGCCGCGGCCUCCAACAGCCCCGCCUGCGUGACCGCCCUCCUCACCAAAGCCAGCGCGGACCCCUCCCUCCGCAACGCAGACGGCAAACCCCCCUUCGACAUCGCCGGCGACCGUCCCACGCGGGACGCCUUCCGCCUCGCGCGCUCCCAGCUGGGCGAAACCCGCUGGCCCUGGGACGCAGCCGGCGUUCCCGCGGCGCUCUCCCAAACCGAAGCAGACGCCCGGACCGCGCGCGAGAGAGACUCCAAAGCCGCGGAGGACGCGGCGGAGAAGCAGCGUCGCCAAGCGGAGACGGAGAGGUUGAGGCAGGAGGAUCGGGAGCGGGAGAGCGCGGCGCGGGAGAAGACGUUUGGGAAGGGGAGGGUUUUGGAGAGGCCGAGGUUGACGGCGGAGGAGAGGCGGGCGGAGGAGGCGAGGGGCAUGAGUGCGGAGAUGAGGGUGAGGUUGGAGAGGGAGAAGAGGGCGCGGGCGGCGGAGGAGAGGAUGGGGAGGUUGCAGGGGAGGUGA